AUGCCAGUUCGCGAGGCACUAGGCGAUUCCGGCGUCAUAGUCGUUCGUUCACUGCCCCAGCUACCCGGCACGGAGCUGAAGACAGCUCUCUGGCGACUUCGAUGCGGCCAGGAGGCCUCGACCCCGACGGCCAUGGCCCGAGUCCCUGUUCCGCGGGCCGGGGAAGCGAGGCUAGAAGAAGAGGAUGUGGAGCAGGUUUACAACAUCCUGCAGUGGUACGGCACCGUGGUGAUUGACAUGCGGGAGGGGGACGUGGAACGUCUGGCCGAAAGCUGGGUGUGCCCGGACAUGGCGGCGUUAGCCAAACUGACUUUCCGUGAUGAUGCUCUGGUCAUCGGGCACCUGCCAGCAGAAGCAGAGUUGGUCCUGCAGGGUCGUGUUCGGAGGUGUGUCUACACCGUCGGAUCGGCCGUGGUGGAGCCCUUGCUAUGUUCCUUCAGGGUCUUGAGCGCUCCGCCCGCAAAGAAGCGCCCCGUUCUGCCAAAUGUGAUUGGUACCAGGCUGGUGGUUGGUCACCAGGGGCAUGCAGCAAAGCUGGAUGAGUGGUCGAAGCAUCUGAGCAUCAUCGGCGUGAUCAACCUUGCACCGAACGUCGUACCCAGCAAACUUGAUGCCAUUCCGGACAGGGCCUUCUAUCACGAAGUGUGGCACUCCGAUGCCAUGCCAUUGUGGGACACGGCUGAUGACGGCCGCCGGCUCCGUGACGUGCUGCCAGAGACACUCGCAGUGAUCGACAGGGCUCUCAGGGAAGGUAGAUCUCGGGCUGCCUCGAUUGCAGCAGCGCAUCUUCUGACUCAGAAUUCCAGCUGGACCCUCUUUGAUGCCGUGUCUCUUGUGGCAUCGAGAAGACCGGAGACAGAGAUUAACUUGUCCUAUGCGCAGUCUCUGGACGAAUUCGCACUGUCUCUGGGAAGGGAGCCGGCUCUUGACCAAGUUCGACGAGAGCUUCCGCAGCAUCUGCGUGGUGGCGCGGUCGCGCAGGACUGGCGUGACAAGAUGCUGGAUGCAUGA
Messenger RNA from Symbiodinium sp. CCMP2456, 1011 nucleotides. Lineage: Eukaryota; Dinophyceae; Suessiales; Symbiodiniaceae. The record is from the annotation of a GenBank genome assembly.